Messenger RNA from Haemonchus placei, 1224 nucleotides. The record is from the annotation of a GenBank genome assembly. NCBI's taxonomy places the organism in Eukaryota, Metazoa, Nematoda, Chromadorea, Rhabditida, Trichostrongylidae.
AUGAAGAAAUUACAGAACGAAAAAGAGGAGCAGUUGGAAGUGAGUGCAUGGCUCAGAUUCAUGUGGAGGGAUGAGAAUUUACGAUGGCAGCCUAGUGUCUACGACAACGUAACUGACCUUCGGCAUCCAGCUGGAACGCUUUGGCAACCGGACAUUCUUCUGUACAACAGUGUUGAUCCAGCUUUCGACUCCACAUACAAAGUGAAUUUGCUGAAUUACCACGACGGCUCGGUAAAUUGGGUCCCACCGGGGAUAUUUAAAGUGUCCUGCAAGCUCGACAUUUACUGGUUCCCUAGAGACAAAAUCGAGUUGGCCGUUGGUGACUUUGAUUUCUCCGAAUACAUUCCCAAUGGAGAAUGGAUUAUUCUCAAUUCUACGGCGAAUGUUUCCGUGAAGUACUACGAAUGUUGUCCAGAGGCUUAUGAAGACAUCAAAUUCACGUUGCACCUCCGACGGCGAACUUUGUAUUACGCGUUCAACUUGAUCAUGCCGUGCAUGCUGACCAUGGUGCUGGUGGUGCUCGGAUUCACUCUCAGUCCGGAGACUUGUGAAAAAGUCGGCUUGCAAAUCUCCGUCUCUCUGGCCAUUUGCAUUUUUCUAACCAUAAUGAACGAGAUGACUCCGCACACUUCCGAAGCUGUCCCCCUUCUUGGAGUGUUUUUCCAAAGCUGCAUGGUGAUUUCGGUGCUCGCUACGUCAUUUACUGUAUUCGUACAGAGCUACCAUUUUCGUAGUCAUCACAACACACUUCGAAUGACAUUUUGGAUGCGAUUUGUGUUGCUCGAAUGGGUCCCAUGGAUUUUGCGAAUGGAGUUCCCUGAAAGAGAAAAUACUAUGAAAACGAUAAAAGACAGCUGGUCUAACCGAAAUCGAAGACGAAAAGGCACUAUAACUGCUUUUGACUAUGUUCAGGCUAGUGAUGGCAACCCCAAUAUUGCUGGAUUAGCCGUAAAAGAAAAUCUGGACAACUUUAUUUCUCAGGUGAGUGUGAAAUGCAAGGACGAUACCAAGCUUUUAGAGCGUCUUCGAGUUCUUCAGAAAAUACACGAUCACGUCAAGACAAUCCGAGAGCGAUCAGAUGACGGAGUCGAGGAGAGUCAAGCCGCAUUGGAGUGGCGAUUCGCUGCAAUCGUGGUCGACCGUCUUGGCCUUCUUUCCUUCACCAUUCUGAUCUGCGGCACUACGCUUAUCAUCUGUUUACGAGCACCCUUUUUGGUCGCUUGA